Messenger RNA from Malaya genurostris, 688 nucleotides. RefSeq names its product putative L-type amino acid transporter 1-like protein MLAS. Gene Ontology annotation, cellular component: membrane. The record is from RefSeq and is a predicted model, not a curated record. The transcript is spliced from 2 exons. Gene Ontology annotation, biological process: amino acid transmembrane transport. The annotation marks the transcript as partial. Lineage: Eukaryota; Metazoa; Arthropoda; Insecta; Diptera; Culicidae. Gene Ontology annotation, molecular function: L-amino acid transmembrane transporter activity.
CGUUGUCGGGAUCGGUCGCAUUACGGAAUCUUCAACCAAUGUUCUGAUUCACAAGCGCGCACUUUGUGAAGACUGGAAAUUGAAAUUUUUUGUAUUGUGAAUUUCUAAUAUUUCUAACAGAUCGUGUUUUGGUGAUCCGAAGAAGGUAAAACGUUGUGUUAAGUGAAAAGUGUAGAUGAAAACGAACGAGCGGAAGUGAAUUGCUGAAGACGUGCUACUAAAGUAAUUAGGUUAAUCUUGCGUGAAAGUAAUAACGAAGUCUGGUGUAGGUUUGUUCUGUUGAACACUAUCGGUGCGAGAAAUGGCUAACGAAGCAGAAAAUCAACUUCCCGAAAAGGAUGCAAACGACGGCUCGGCCACAGAAACUAGCGGGGGAAACAAAAUCGUUCUCAAGCGAAAGAUUACUCUGAUUAAUGGAAUAACAAUCAUCGUAGGGACGAUCAUUGGAUCAGGAAUUUUCGUUUCCCCUGCCGGAGUUUUUCUAUACACUAAAUCGGUUGGCUCUUCGCUGGUCAUCUGGACGCUGAGUGGCAUUCUGUCGACGGUUGGGGCGUUGUGUUACGCCGAGCUCGGAACCUGCAUCACCCGGUCUGGAGGCGACUAUGCGUAUCUACUUGUUGCCUUUGGGCCACUUGUUGGAUUUCUGCGACUUUGGAUGGCCCUGCUCAUCAUUCGACCCACCACCCAG